Molecule: messenger RNA, 1863 nt
Organism: Puntigrus tetrazona (Sumatra barb)
Lineage: Eukaryota; Metazoa; Chordata; Actinopteri; Cypriniformes; Cyprinidae
Gene: fam234b
Product: family with sequence similarity 234 member B
Exons: 11
Coding region: 112-1848 (578 amino acids)
Molecular function (GO): protein binding
Source: RefSeq, a predicted model, not a curated record
CUUAUGGAGGUUACUCGGGGAGGACUACAUUUCCCAUGAUGCUCUUCUCCGGCGCUGUAGCGGCAGCAGCGGCAGGCGCGUCGCGUCGCGUCGCUGAUAACAUCGCGCGCAAUGGCUGCGUCUCUGUCCCGUGCUCUGAAAUUACCGGGUAAGAAGGGCUCGGAUCUGGGUGAGUAUGAUCCGCUGACGCAGGCCGACAGCGAGGAUGAGACGGAGGACGAUGAUCUGGUUCUGAAUUAUCCUCGUAACGGUCUGAACCCGGCCGUGGCCGAUCUGAGGGGCGAGGAGGAGCUGGACGAGGAGGAGGAGCUGCGUGAGGGGGCUGGGCGGGAGGCGGGGCCGGGGCGGGGUCAGGGCGGAGCCGCGGAGGAGAAGGCGGCGCGGGUGCGAGGGGCGAUGCGCUCCGCUGCGUUCCUCCUGCCGCUGUCCUGCGCCGCUCUGCUGGUGCUGCUGUGUGCCUUCCUCAUCCCCUGCCCACAGGGGGCGCCGCUCCAGACGCAGUGGGAGAGAGAGCUCGGAGACACCGCCGGCGUCACCUCACCUCCCGUUGCAUUGUGGGACGUGGACGGGGACGGACUGGAGGACGUUUUGAUCGGUGUUACGAACAUCUCCAACGACAGUCAGCCAAUGAACACGCAGAACAAAGAGUACAGUGUGUGGUGUCUGGGGGGUGCUGGAGGUCAGCUGGUCUGGAGGAAGUCUCUCAGAGAGCCGCUGAUCUCUGUUCAGUGUGGACUACAGACAGGAAGUUCAGAUCCACUGCAUUCAUCCGCCUGCGUCCUGAUCAGUUCCGGUCACGUUAUCGCCGUCAACGCCUCCACAGGACGGACGCUGUGGACGACGGCUGUAGGAGACGUGGAGUCUCACGCCGUUCUGCUGCCGGAUCUACAGGGAGACGCCUUUCCAGACCUGCUGAUAGCCACACUACCUGAGGACAAGGUGUCUGAUCUGGCUCUGGUCCUGAUCUCUGGACGCUCUGGUGCUCUUAUUGGCCGGCCGGUGAACUUUAACCUCACGGCUCAGGGGAAGCUGAUUGGUCCGCUGCUCCACAAGACGGAGACGGGAGCCUAUUACAUGCUGUUUGGACUGGGCACGGUGGAGGCGGUCUCUCUCUCCUUCAUCUUCAGCAGAGCCACGGGUCAGAAGGCGCCGUCUCGAGUGAGUCUGAAGGAGCCGAGCUGGGAGCGUCUGAGGACGAGCAACACGUCUUCACUCAUUCACAUCAGCAGUGUCUCUGAGCGGGUGGAGUUCCUGCUCUCUCUGGUGGUGGGCUCCUGUCAGCGUCUCCGGAGUCUGGACGGAGUGUCUGCACUGAACUGCAGUCGAAGUGACUGGAUUAUACUGAGUGACUCCAGCAGACGUCUAUCUGUGAUGAGAGCCAGAGACACCCGGCCUGUCUGGAGCCUCAGCCUCACCUCCAUACACACUCAUCCGGCGGCGGGUCACUUUAACGAUGAUGGUGUCCCUGAUCUGCUCGUUCAUCAGUCGGCCAAUGGCGUGAGGAAGGUACAGGUUGUGGAUGGCGCACGGGGGCGGAGCCUGUGGGAGGCGGAGUUUGUGUGUCCUCGUCUAGCGGUGGAGGAUUCGUCGGUCCUGACAGCGUCCGACCAAUCGGUGUUCCUCUUCUGGGCGGGAGAUCCGCUGGCGCAGUCACAGAACGUCUCCAAGGCGCCGGAGCCGGUCCUCCGCAAGCUCUUCCUGCUUCACCCGCGCUAUCCCACAAUCCUCCUGGAGCUCAGCAGCACCACAGACACCGUCCUCAGCGCCGCCGGUGAGCCACACCCACACACUCACACCGGCCAAUCAGAGGCCGCCUCCCGUCACGAAUACUUAAUAAACUUCUCAUGAGCCGUACUCUCACAA